GUUGUAUUUAUCAAUUUCGGGUCGGUAAGAGUUACCCCUUAUUUUAAGCCAGACGGCAAGGAAAGUGCGAAGAAGACAAACUCGCCGUUGAGUGGUAUCGUCAAUCGUCAUUCAGAUAGACAAUUGGAUCGAUUCAUCAGCUUCAAUUCGUAUCUCGUUUUUCGAAUCACAUAUCAAAAGAGAUAUUUCAGGCAGGGUGUGAUUUGUAGGAAUUGCUACCAGAUCCAUGGGUGAGGGAAUAUAAUGAAGCUUCUAAACUUGCGGAUGAUAUCACCAGCAUGAUAUCUGCAAGUAGUUCAUUAGGCUCAGGGCCAGAAGCACAGCGUCAUUCAUCUGCUACACGGAGGAAAAUUACAAUAUUAGGAACCAGACUCGAUAGCUUACAGUCUCUUCUAACAAAGCUUCCUGCAAAACAGCCCUUAACAGAGAAAGAGAUGAACAAGCGUAGAGACAUGCUAACAAGUUUGAGAACAAAGGUUGCUCAGAUGGCCUCUUCAUUGAACAUGUCAAACUUUGGUACUAGGGACAGUUUACUUGGGCCGGAUACUAAGCCACCUGAUGCAAUGAGCAGGACAACUGGUUUAGACAACUCUGGCGUUGUUGGGCUUCAAAGACAAAUCAUGAGAGAGCAAGAUGAAGGCCUAGGGAAACUGGAGGAGACAGUGAUAAGUACCAAACAUAUUGCAUUGGCAGUCAACGAGGAGCUUAAUUUGCAUACUAGGCUCAUUGAUGACCUUGACGAACAUGUGGAUGUCACGGAUUCCCGACUUAAGAGAGUGCAGAGGCACCUGGCGAUUCUGAAUAAACGCACAAAGGGUGGUUGCUCAUGCUUAGGCAUGUUGUUGUCUGUUAUUGGGAUCGUUGUUCUAGUUGUGGCUAUAUGGAUGGUUUUAAAAUAUCUGUGAUAACAAUCACGUGUAACAAAUUUAUAAAUAUC
This is a messenger RNA of Lactuca virosa, 937 nucleotides long. NCBI's taxonomy places the organism in Eukaryota, Viridiplantae, Streptophyta, Magnoliopsida, Asterales, Asteraceae. The record is from the annotation of a GenBank genome assembly.